GGGCGGGACCGGCGGCGGUGCUGAACGCUGCUGCACAUUGCCCGCGGGCUCCCCACCCGGCACUAGUCGGCUGUGCCCGCGGUGCGGUUCCCAGGCGCUAGGGCUCGAGCGUUUCCCGGGACGCUCACCGCGUCUGCUGGGUCCCCAGAGAGGAGGAGCGGCUCAGAGACGAGGCUGUAACAAUCUCAAGGCCGGCGGAGGACCAUUUCUGCCACAAACCGGGGACAAGGGCAUGUUGGGCGGCGGCAGUGACGCGGGCCUGGCCACCGCCGCGGCGCGGGGACAGGUGGAGACGGUGCGGCAGCUCCUGGAAGCCGGCGCAGAUCCCAACGCCGUCAACCGCUUCGGGAGGCGCCCGAUCCAGGUCAUGAUGAUGGGCAGCGCCCAGGUGGCAGAGCUGUUGCUGCUCCACGGAGCAGAACCCAACUGCGCCGAUCCUGCCACCCUCACCAGACCUGUGCACGAUGCAGCUCGAGAGGGCUUCCUGGACACGCUUGUGGUGCUGCACAAGGCAGGGGCACGGCUGGAUGUGUGUGACGCCUGGGGCCGCCUGCCGGUAGACUUAGCUGAAGAGCAGGGCCACAGUGAUAUUGCGAGGUAUCUGCACGCUGCCACUGGAGAUUGAUUGCAGGGUCCCUCAGCCUCUUGCAAGGACCUUUUUUUUUUUCUCCCCAGCCCUAUCUAGGAAGACUGUAAACGUGAAGAGGAUCAGCAGCGCACAGCCUGCUGGCCUUCCAGAACCCCACCCUACCCAGGAAGGCAAAGCCAAUCAGAAAUAACUUCCUAAGUGUUUUCUGAAGCUUGGUCUGGCCCUUGAUCCUCACCCUGAAGCCAGGGGAUCACCAAGGAGAUUUAGUAUUGUAUGAAGUUCUGGGACCCUCUACCUUUCAGGACAUGGUGUAAAAUAGCAAGGGAAAUUCUUGAAUCUCCACAAGAAGCUGCUGCUUCGGGGAAUUGAGAAAGCUUGACAUUGGCUAGGAGCAGUCAGUACCUUCCCCUGUGAGCUGAAAAUGCAGAAGAUCCACAGGCUAGAGGGAAAACCUGGAGAGUAGAUGUGAGGCACUGAAGUGGUUUUAUGCACUGUCCUGUGUGGUGAUUCACCUGCAAAAUGACAUUUAUAGAAACCAAGGAGUCGCCUGCACCUCCACAAGGAAAAUAGUGAAAUUGAAGACAACAGAUCUCUGCUAAACGGUGACCCAGUUGCCUUGAGGCCUGGGUCCUGACAGACUCUACAUGCACAACGUCCAAAGAUGAAUUGUAGUGUAUAGCAGUUUGCUCUGUGCAAAAUAGUUUAAUAACCCCUUUAGAAAUUUCCUACAUUUGAGUUGCUAUUUAGUAACUGUAUUUAAUGAGGAAAACCUUUAACUGUGUGUGUAGCUGCUCUUCAGAGGUGAGACUGAAGGGCAGCUUGUUUUUGUGGUUGGUUGGUUGGUUGGUCGGUCUUUGCCUCUUUCCUUCCUUUUCUAGGCAGUGUUUUCCUUUUCAAGGUAGUUCCUCAAGUCCAGCUACCACUGCCUUAGUCUCCUGAAGUACUGGCCGUAUAGCCUGCAUCCUUCUGAAAUACAGCUUCUCAUGAAACUGACAGUCUGCACACUCCCAGUGGCAAAGAGCACUGCUUUUAUCUUUAAGCUGUUCACUUCUCUGUCCAUUGUUUCUGUACAGUGUCUCGGGGAGCUAUGCUAGGUGUCCUGUAGAUGGCUGGUGUGUUUAUGUAGUCAGUUACCUUGGGCUACUUCCCAAAGUUUACUAAAAAGGAAAUUGAGUAUGAACUUACUGAAAUCAAAUGAUGACUCAUGGGCUGUAUUGCUGUCUACGGAACAAUUGUGGAUGCACUCUGGGGGCUCCAGUGUGGCUUGGUUCAUUUUGCAUUGAAACGAUUGAUAUAUCAUUAUUUUAAUAAAGAAUAAACAUUUCCAAGAUGUGGAAAUGUUGGCACUAGAGCAUAUUUCCAGGCUGGCUCAUAACCACCUAUAACUCCAGUUUCAAGGAGGAUCAAAACCUCUGCCUCUAGAGAAACCUGCAUUCUUGAUUCUUGUGCAUAUACACCCCUAACACACACACACACACACACACACACACACACACA
Rattus rattus (black rat) is the source of this 2086-nucleotide messenger RNA. Its product is annotated as cyclin-dependent kinase 4 inhibitor B. The record is from RefSeq and is a predicted model, not a curated record. Gene Ontology annotation, biological process: negative regulation of cell population proliferation; regulation of cyclin-dependent protein serine/threonine kinase activity. Lineage: Eukaryota; Metazoa; Chordata; Mammalia; Rodentia; Muridae. Gene Ontology annotation, cellular component: nucleus. The transcript is spliced from 2 exons. Gene Ontology annotation, molecular function: protein kinase binding; cyclin-dependent protein serine/threonine kinase inhibitor activity. The coding region runs from base 233 to 625 and encodes 130 amino acids.